This is a messenger RNA of Eutrema salsugineum, 1076 nucleotides long. RefSeq names its product ethylene-responsive transcription factor ERF012. The record is from RefSeq and is a predicted model, not a curated record. NCBI's taxonomy places the organism in Eukaryota, Viridiplantae, Streptophyta, Magnoliopsida, Brassicales, Brassicaceae. Gene Ontology annotation, molecular function: DNA binding; DNA-binding transcription factor activity. The coding region runs from base 131 to 847 and encodes 238 amino acids. Gene Ontology annotation, biological process: regulation of DNA-templated transcription. The transcript has a single exon.
AUUAACACUCAUCCAAAAAUAUCUAUCCAUCACCACCAACAACAACAACAAAAACUCAGAAAGAACAAUCUCUGCGUCACUUGAUAUCAAUAUCACACUGUCUCUGAUCAAUACACACAAGAACAUUACCAUGGUGAAACAAGAACCCAAGAUCCAAGCCAACACCAAGAAGGAAAUGUCUUUGUCUUCACCAUCGCAUUCUUCAUCUUCAUCUUCCUCUUCCUCUUCGUGUACGAGCAAGAACAAGAAGAAUAAGAUUAAGAAGUACAAAGGAGUGAGGAUGAGAAGUUGGGGAUCAUGGGUGUCUGAGAUUAGGGCACCAAAUCAAAAGACAAGGAUUUGGUUAGGUUCUUACUCAACAGCUGAAGCAGCAGCUAGGGCUUACGAUGUUGCACUCUUGUGUCUCAAAGGCCCUCAAGCCAAUCUCAACUUCCCUACUUCUUCUUCUUCUUAUUCCUCUUCUCAUCAUCUUCUUGACGAAAAUACCACUUUGUCCCCCAAAUCCAUCCAAAGAGUCGCCGCUCAAGCUGCAAACAACUCAUUUGACCUUUUUGCCCCUUCUUCCUCCACUUGUUCUUCAUCAGCCGCCUCGUCACCGUCCAAUCAUGACCAGCAUCAUCAUGAUGAUAACGAUGAUGAUGGGAUGCAAUCUUUGAUAGGGUCUUUCGUGGAUAACCCUGUUUCAUUGAUGGAUCCAUCAUCAUCAUGGUAUGCUGAUGAUCAUGAUGGGAUGUUCUUUUUCGAUGAGGGAGCUCCGUUUGAUUACUCUCCUCAGUUAAACUCGGCGACGAAUAUGGUCGAUGAGUACUUCUACGAAGAUGCUGAUAUUCCGCUUUGGAGUUUUUGAUCCGACGGUCCAGAAUACAUACUUUAGUUUAUGUUUUUUUCUCAUUUUUUAAAUUCUUUUACUAUGUUAAUUAAUUAAUUUACCCUUGUCGUAAUUCAACCUUUUCAAGUUGUUUGUUGCUUGGAGAGAAUUGAAGACGGAUAUGAUAACCGACUGUAAAAUAUAAUUGAAAAGGUUUUAUAUUAGUAUCAAUAUACGUUUGGGAUUUAAUAGCUAAUAAGAUCACAUG